AUGGGAGGCUCCUGCUCCCAGCCCGGCUCACCCCUCUGCUCCCGUGCGCCCGGUGUCCCUGGGGAGGGAUUUCACCCCACAAACUGCCCAGCUCAGCACUGCCUUCUCCUCCCCACCUCCCUCCCCAGGUGCGAGGUGCGGCCAGGACCUGAGUUCCUCACCCGAUCCUACCUCUUCUACGCCAACCGCCUCUUCAAGGCUUACCAGUUCUACUACUGGGACCCCUCCUGCCGCGACCCCUCCUACUCGCUGGUCAUCAAGGGCAAGCUCCGGCUGCGCCAGGCCUCCUGGAUCACCCGCGGGGCCACCGAGGCGGGCUAUUACCUCCAUAGUCACAGCCAGAAAGCCAUGCGGGAGGUGGCCUCUUGGAUCAACCAGACCUCCGGGGAGGGCUGCAGCGGGUUCCUGCCCCCCGGGCGCACCUGGGCUCCCGGAGCCCUCUACGAACUGCUGAGCGCCAAGACCGAGCGCGACUGCACGGCCGCCUUGGGCUUCGCCAUGCACGAGCUGAGCCUGGUGCGGGUGGAGCAGCACUACCAGCCCUUGCUGCAGCCACAGCAGAGCGGGAGCCGGCUGGUGGAGGAGCUGUACUUGGGGGACAUUCACACCGAGUGGCUGGAGAGGCUCCACUACCGACCCACCGGUUAUCAGCGACCUAUGCAGAGCGCCGUGCACCAUGUGCAUCCUUGCCCAGCCUGUGGGAUCAUCUACAGAGCCGACGAGCACCACCCGCCCAUCCUGCCCGCCAGAGCCCAGCUGCCCAUGCGGCUCAGCGGCAGCUGGGUGAGCACGCACUGCGAGGUCCGUCCUGCCGUGCUCUUCCUCACCCGCUACUUCAUAUUCCACGGCAACAACCACACCUGGGAAGGGUAUUACUAUCACUACUCCGACCCGCUCUGCAAACAGCCGACUUUCACCAUCUACGCAUCCGGGCAUUACACCCAAGGCAUCCCCUCCUCCAAAGUGAGAGGUGGGACAGAGCUGGCUUUCAAAGUCACGCAGGCUCGGGUGACGCCCAUGGACCAGGUGACAGUGAUGAUGCUGAACUCCUCAGAACCUGGAAGCUGUGGGCUGACGAGCUCCUGGAGCGCUGGGGUGGAGCAGGAUAUAACACCCACAAAUGGCUGUUUGGCUUUGGGCAUCAAGCUGCCCCACACUGAGUACGAACUUUUCAAAACGGAGCAAGACACGAAGGACCGCAGCCUGCUGUACAUCGGCGAAAGGCCCACGGAUGGAUCCAGUCCCGACAGCCCCAACAAGCGACCCACGUCCUAUCAGGCACCUCUGAUUCAGUGUGCUGGAGCGCCAGAGGAAUUCUCUAACUAUCUUAGUCUGAAACACUUGGGAAGAAAGGACUCUAAUGGGAAUGAAGCACUAAAACCUCUGCCUGUGGCCUUUCUAUUGUUUAUAGCACUUCUGUGUUUGAGAUGGGACUAG
Messenger RNA from Pterocles gutturalis (yellow-throated sandgrouse), 1437 nucleotides. It is a transcript of the gene APCDD1L, whose product is annotated as adenomatosis polyposis coli down-regulated 1-like. Gene Ontology annotation, cellular component: plasma membrane. Gene Ontology annotation, molecular function: Wnt-protein binding. Gene Ontology annotation, biological process: negative regulation of Wnt signaling pathway. The record is from RefSeq and is a predicted model, not a curated record. Lineage: Eukaryota; Metazoa; Chordata; Aves; Pterocliformes; Pteroclidae.